CGGCCAUCGCGCGACUUGCUCCCGCUGUCAUUCUCGCUCUCGCUCUCUAAUCGGGCCUCCGUCUUGCGCCCUGUCGACGCUCUCAAGAGGUGCAAGAGGUGACUGUGUGCUCUGCCCUGAACCCACGAACAGAAGAUGUCUUCAUCCCUGGUCUGCGUUCCUCGUCUCGGCCUCGUCUCGUCUUGUCUCGUUUGUCUCUUGCCCUUGCUCGCCGCCGCUUGUUGCUCGCCCAGUCGGCGUCGUAAGGCGUGUGGCUGUGGGUGGUGGGCAAAGGGCGUAGAAUUGAAAACGAGCCUAAAACGGGGGUCGGCCGCCCGGCUGCGCCCCCCCUUCUUCACCGGGGCCUGCAUCGAAGCGAUCGUAAAUUGGCUGGCGCCGCCCGCUCGGGGCGUGAAGGCGUGGCUUGUCUUCUACGAACCUCCGUCCGUCCGUCGCGUGCAACCCUUGACCCACACGCUCGCACACCAAGCAACGCUCUCUACGGCUACGGUAUCGUCGACGUCGGUGCAGGCAGAGCGUGUCGAGAUGUCGUCCCUGAGACGAGGGCACUCCCUCUUCGCUCGCACGAUGCGAACACAUGCGGCAUUCUCAUUUCGAUCUUCAUUGUUUGAGCAAGGGCGGGCGGUCUGGCAUGAAAAAGCUUGACUUUAUGGUUCCUGCGUGCGAUCCGAUGCCGUGGUGAUUCGAGAGUGGCCGGGGGGAGAUGGACUCGACCGGCUUUGACGACGAUUCUCACGAGCUGACAUGAGAUUGAAGGUGGUUCCGAGCCGCGGCCGUACCUCACGAAAGCGCCCUCAUCGUCCUCUUAGUGUUGUGGAUGCCGCGUAUCGAUCGCUUUUGUAA
This is a messenger RNA of Jaminaea rosea, 843 nucleotides long. RefSeq lists its product as hypothetical. Bases 136 to 645 code for a protein of 169 amino acids. The transcript has a single exon. NCBI's taxonomy places the organism in Eukaryota, Fungi, Basidiomycota, Exobasidiomycetes, Microstromatales. The record is from RefSeq and is a predicted model, not a curated record.